Molecule: messenger RNA, 3487 nt
Organism: Bombyx mandarina (wild silkworm)
Lineage: Eukaryota; Metazoa; Arthropoda; Insecta; Lepidoptera; Bombycidae
Gene: Cog1
Product: conserved oligomeric Golgi complex subunit 1
Biological process (GO): intra-Golgi vesicle-mediated transport
Cellular component (GO): Golgi apparatus; COG complex
Source: RefSeq, a predicted model, not a curated record
GAUGACGUGACGUGUAGUGUAAACCUAUAGCACAAAUAUAAACAUCAAACAUCUGAAAAUAUUAUUGAAUUUUCCAGUAUUUGAAUUUUACUAAACAAUUUAAUAUGAUUAACUGAUAGUAUCUAUAAAAGUAAAGAUGUCAAAAUCUAAUCUCUUAGAAAUAGUACCAGACGAACUAUUCCAAUCUCACUCUAUCAACGAGAUUGAUCAGGUACAGAAGAAGCUACAAUAUGAAAUUGAAAGGAGAAGAGAAGAAUUGCGUGCUAUGGUCGGGGAGAGGUACAGAGACUUGAUUCAUGCUGCUGAUACCAUUGAAGACAUGAGAGUUACGACAGCGAGCACUUUGAAUCACAUCAGUGAAAUGAUGAAAGCAUGUCAGAAUUUACAUAACACACAUUUAGUUGGCUUCAAAAUUAGUAAUGCUCCCACACCAACUCAAAGUUACAAUGUAAAUUCAAAUCAGCUGCAUAGCUUGUCUGUUCAACUGAAAAUCUUAAUGGAAAUUCCUGAAAAGAUAUGGACAUGCAUUGAAGCAGAGGAUUUUGUGAAAGCUACCCAGCUGUUUAUAUUUGCCAGGCACGUUAACACAGGUUUGCAGCUGCAAAUAGGAGGACGGAAUUCACAGCCCGGCAUACAAUCAUUUCAUAGAAUGGUACAGCAACAGUGGAAUUCGAUAUCGAAUUUCAACCAGACUAUAAUUAGAGUAUGUAAGGAGAAACUGCAGAAUGUGGAAAUAAGUGUUGAGAUUGCGUGCUCCUGUUUGGUUAGCCUGUAUCUUCUGGACUCCCAAACAAUGGUCGAAUUACUUAAUACACUAAUAACACUACAUAGUAACAAUAGCUUGAAAGCAACGCUCCAGUUUGAUUUAGCUAAAAUAUUAGAAGGGGAUGUGAAAGCUCAAAUCAAAGAGAAAAUUGUGAACGGAGUUAAGAAUGUGUUAAAGACUGUUGUUUUGGUUUAUGCUUGUUUUGUUGAUGAUGCAGGCGGAGCAGUAUUGUCGAAGCUAAAAGAACUCUUCAAGAAAAAUUCUCAACCACUUCUUGAAUUAGUCAAGUUCUCUGAUCCUAAUGCAUUAAAACUAUUACCACCAGCAAUAUCAAAUUAUAGGCUAUCAACAACACAAGAACCCCAAGCUUUAGAGGAAGCGGACAUAAGGAAAUCAGUUCAAGUUUGGAAUGUUUGGGUGAAGUCUUUCAUCGAGACCAACGUGCAGACUCUACUUCAGAACGUGACGAGAAUCAAAGUACUCCACGAAAUAAGAGAAGAAGCAUUUAAAAUUGAAACGCCGCCGAACUGGAGUACAAUUUGCUCGUCCCUGGAUAUUCCCGAUGUCCACGUCUGGUGUCACUACUACCAGCCACUUUUAACGGCUCGUGUCAAAGCGAUAAUAGACACCCGAUGGGGGAAACUGUAUGAUACUUUCAAAACACAGAUAUUAGUGGACUUGACUAAGGUAUCAUGUGAAAGCGAAAUGGAAAAGGAAUCCGACAUAAACUGGUUCGUGUGGAAGGAUCUCAUCGGGGAGACGGUCAUAGAGUCCAGAAGUGACGUCGUCAAAGUCAUGAACUCUCUAAUGAAAGGCAUGUCCCGACAAGACCACGGCUACACCCCAACUCUGGAGAAGCUGUGCCAAACUCUGGAUAGCGAAUUACAGAAGCUUCUAGAAGAUUUAAGAACAUACCUGUACCCGGAGAAGAGGAACGCACGAGACGGCCUGCUGUUUGACUACGAAGAGGAAAAUGGUAUCGAUCAAAUGUAUAUCGAUAAGGAAGAUAUCGAUUCGUAUCUCAGAGACGUCUCCGACACUAACGUCGAGAGCAUGAUCCAUUACAUAAAGGCUUGUUUCGAGGAACCCACGCUUCAGUCUACGGAAUUAAAACGAAAAACAACUGCCAUAUACUCGGCAAGACUCACCCAGGCCAUAACGACCCUUAUACCCCAUCUACAUAGGUGUUACAUUCCCGAAACGUCCGAUAGCAUUGUUCUCUGCAACACCGAUGAACAUUGUAUCAAACGUUGGAACUCUCUAUGUGGGAAAUUGAAGGAAAACUGCCUUUAUUGUUGGGGGAAAUGGGUCGAUAUUGUAACUGAGAAAAUCGAAGAUUUGACCAAACGUUUGCCCCAAGAGUUCACAUUAGAAGCCAAUAUCGAUUACUUAAUGAUGCAAUGGGACGUAAUAAAAAUAGUUGAGAAAGAUGACGAAGGAAACUCUAUAGAAUCAACUAUAAAAGUGCCAUGCGGUCCUUCGUUAAAGCUACAAGAAUAUUUAUAUUCGGUCAGCAGGGUCUUAGACGAGAUCGUACCUCACACGCUACCCAUCGAAACACAUCACACGUUUAUCGACAAAGUAACGCACAUCACUUUCUCGCACUACAACAAGGUUAUAAGAGAGAAAGAGACGGAUAUAAAUCAGAGAUGCGCUCUUCAGUUGCUAAUGGACGUUCGGCACAUGACCCUAUUGUUCGUUGCGAGAGAGAACAAGAAAUACGUUGAGCUAUCUCAAGAGAUUUGUGAGUUUUUGAGGCAGAAGAUCGAUCCGUUCGAUUAUGACGUUUUUUAUCCGUACAUACAGACGAACCUUAAACGUUCUGUGCAGAGAGUUCAGACGUUACUAGGGAGCCUGAUACUCCACCACGGUCAACUGGUUGGGAUAAUUGGCUCGAAGCCGAUACUGUCAGGCGGCACCGGCGACAAGGCGGCCAGCCUGCUGGCGUGCGGCGACGCGCACUGGUACUCGCUGCUGCCCGUGGCCACUCCCGUAGCGCACCACAAGAAGCAAGAUAAGGCGGUUAAAAAGAAGACAGUCACUUCGGCGAGCCCGACGAAACAAAAGUCUGAUAUCUCUGAUAUUAUGACAAGUUCAUUGCCGAUCAACUUUGCUAAUGCGCGUUCGGGUGCAGCUUCGUUCUUCAAUUCGAUGACUUCGGACUGGUUCAGCGGACAAUAGACCUUAACUCAUACGUGUCGUAAGGUCGAUAUAAACAUUGAGCAUUAUGAUUCGGUAUUGGGUUAUUAGUUCAAUGAAUUCGUUGCGAAGACUGCGGUUUUAUUUUCGAAGCAAUACGGUUUAAUUUUGUUUGAAGUAAUUUAGGCACAAUUUCGCGAUUCAUUCGAAAGAGGACCCGCAUCGUAUGUAUUUAUAAAAUUAUUUAACUUUUGUUAUUUAUUCCUCUACGAUUUUAGAUUGAUUUAGUAGAUAUGAAAUUUUCAUAAUAAUUACCCAUAAAAGAACUUAUUUGCAUAGAGAACUUUUUUAACACGACCGAAUUUUCUAUCACACGGCAUUCAAUAUAUCAGAAUAAACCUUUAUUCGUGUCCGACGAUUGUGACAUUCAUCAAAUAAAGUUCCUUAAACAGAAAGGGGUAAAGUUCAUUUUUGUAAAGCACUAAAAAUGUGAGUAACGGUCCAUAAUUUGAAAUAAGAAUAUGAAAACUUCUAUCAAAUAUGGUUAUGAUGUAAAUGAAUAUAAGUUACGCCAUUGUUCAA